AUGGGUUGCCUCAGCCAUCGUCGGAAAGACAUUGAGUACAAGGCCGAACAGAAGUGGGACUACAUCAGUCUGAACGACUUCCGGUCCCGAGGAUGCCUCACUCCUUUCGCCUACUUCUACCUCUGGCUCAUGCUACUGAUCUCAGUGGCCGUCUACGGCGUUGAUAUGUUCACUGCCAUCAACCUGCUCGCCUUUGACCGAUGGUCCUCCGAAAUUGACCCUGCCAUCGACUUCAAGAUCUCGAAAUGGAUCUUCUCCAUCUCCAUCAUCGCUUCCUUUGUCAACCUCGCCUUUGAGCAGUUCAGGGCUAUGCGCGUUAUGAAGCGAGGAAACGUCGCCGAAUGUUAUCUCGACACCAUCGCCGUCCGUCUUGAAAGUCUCCGUAUGGGUAAGGGACAGGGUUGGAGACGUUUCCUGGUUUUCGCCGAGCUCACUAAGAGCAAAAAGGGUGCCGAGUAUAUCGCCCUCUUCACCUACUUCAGCUUUCAAUCCUGGAUCCGGGUUAUCGUGUGUUCCGGUCCCCGUCAGGUUGUCAACGCCCUUACGCUAAAGUCCGUCUAUGACGCCAAGCUUGCCGUCCACGAAGCGGAUGUUGGAGGUUCACUGUUGGGGUUCUUUGAAAAGAUAAGACAGCUCGCCACGGAAGACUACCAGCAGGCCUUGAUCUUGUCUGGUAUGCUUUUCACCCUUGUCAUUUGGGUCUUUUCCGCUCUCUAUCUCAUCUUGGCUGUCCUGUUCUACGUUUUCUUCCUUUUCCACUGGAUCCCUAGAGCCGAUGGUGGUCUCACCGGAUACUGCGAACGAAAGGUCAACAAGGCCCUCACCAAGAUCGUGACUGCCAAGGUCAACAAGGCAUUAGCAAAACAGGAAACGGAUCGAAAGAAAGCAGAGAUGAAAGCAGCGCGGAAGAACGGCGAGAAGCUAGCCCCUGAACGACAGGCGACUCUCCCAACACUCCCCGACAUGGGAGACCCGGACAAGCUCACUCAAAUGCCAAUGAUUGGCCGCAGCGACACUUUCACAACCCUCCCUGCGUACGAGUCUCGUCCUGGAACCCCUGGAAGCAUCGAGCUCGGCGCCAUGGACCAGAAGCGGCCGCCCAUGCCAUCCAGAAUGGGCACUACCACUUCGACCACCAGCUAUUCCUCGCGCGCUCCUCUUGUGAACAGUGCUGCGGACAUGGGCUACCAGCGUUCCGCUUCGCCUGCUCCCACUUUACCUCAGUUGGAUCUAAACAACUACCCCCCGCCUGUACGACCGGGAACUUCCAAUUCUCAAAGGAGUUUCCGGCCCCAGCUGUCACAUGUGCACACCAACUCACAAAGUUCGAUGCGUGCUGGCGGCUUCUCGGAGAGUCCCGCGACCUACUCUCCGGAUACCAUGCCCCCCUUCCCGCCCCCGGUCCGGUCUCCGACCGCUCGUACCAUGACUAUGGACAGCUACAACCAGCCAAGGCCGCCCCAAAACCCGUACCAGGGUGGUCGCGCCUCGCCUGCUCCCAGGGGCACCUACGACGAUUACUCCAGCCAGUCCAACGGGCGGGCCAGCCCAGCGCCUUCGAUGUACUCGACGCGGUCUGGAGCGCCUCCACGCGGCCCCGGCCCGGGCCCUGGCCCUGGCCCGCUCAACGGCUCCUCGUACCAGGCCUACCAGCCGUACAACCCUCAACGGAGCGCUACUGGCCCGAUCCCUCAGCGCGGCCCGCCGAAUCCCCCCAUGCGGAACAUGACGGCACCCAUGCCUCCCCGACCGCAGGAGGACUACUUCGCCCGGCCGGGAACCUCGCAAAGCCAGCGACCUCCCCCGCGCAACCAAGGCUAUGGCUACAACGACGACAUCGAGUCUCAAAGAGACCCACGAUACUAG
This is a messenger RNA of Colletotrichum truncatum, 1866 nucleotides long. Its product is annotated as pheromone-regulated membrane protein. Gene Ontology annotation, molecular function: potassium ion transmembrane transporter activity. Lineage: Eukaryota; Fungi; Ascomycota; Sordariomycetes; Glomerellales; Glomerellaceae. Gene Ontology annotation, biological process: potassium ion transmembrane transport. The record is from RefSeq and is a predicted model, not a curated record. Gene Ontology annotation, cellular component: plasma membrane.